AUGAAUAGUACCUUAUUUACUAAUUGGUUAUACGAAUUUGAUAAAAUGAUUCAAAAACAAAAACGUCAAAUUUUCCUGUUCUUAGAUAAUGCACCAGUACAUCCACCUGAUAUCAAGUUAAAGAACAUCGCCAUUAAAUUUUUCCCCGCUAAUACAACAGCUGUUAUUCAACCUAUGGAUCAAGGUAUAAUUCGAACUUUCAACGCUUAUUGUCGAAAACAUCUUGUUCAACAUAUUAUUGCAAAUGUUAAUGGUGCCUAUUCAAGCGAUUAUGUUGUCAUAACGGUAUUAUAUACUGUUUGUUGGAUUGAUUCUGCUUGGAAAUUCAUCACAGAGACAAUUCUACGUAAUACAUUUAAAGAAGCUGGACUUGAUAAUGCUGUUGUUUCUCCAGAUUCGAUCUUGAUACAAACAACAUUUACCAAUGAAAAUAGUGUUGAACAAGAAAAUAAAUGUUUACAUGAACUUGAUAACAUACUUAAACAUUUAACAAUCGAUGAUGAUUUCAUUUCAGCAGCUGAUUUUGUCGUGAGUUUUUCAUCAUCACUUUAUAGUCUCUAA
Molecule: messenger RNA, 561 nt
Organism: Rotaria sp. Silwood2
Lineage: Eukaryota; Metazoa; Rotifera; Eurotatoria; Philodinida; Philodinidae
Source: the annotation of a GenBank genome assembly